AUUUUUUUUGCAUCGUAAAAUAUUAUUAUUUAUUUUUUUAUAAUAAGAAAUGUCGUCAAAAGGGUUUGUGAAAUGUAAUUACUGUAAUUAUGUGUCAACAUUAGAAGAGGAUAUAUAUAAUCAUAUAUGCUCUGGUAGAGAUAAUGAGAACUAUGAUAAUGUAAAUCAAUAUUCUUCUCAUAAUGAUGUUCUGCCGUCUCGUAAGAUAAUUUUUUAUAUUCUUUCAAUUUUUUUACUUCUUUUUUAUACAUUUAGGUGUUCAAAUUACAUAUAUACAUGCACACCAUCAACAUCCUCUUUUUCAUUAUGUUUCUAUUGUCUUUUCUUCUUUUUACUCUUCACUUUUUUUCAUAGAUUUCUUUCUAUUUUUUUUUGGCUGAUGUAAAUAAAUGGUUUAAAAUAACACGAUAUAUUUUAAAAAUGCCGCCAAUUUAGCUGUAUUCCAUCACAACCACCAGGGGUUUAAUGUAACCGUCUUUGUAAAAAUGAAACAUUCCUUUACCGUGUACUCGUAAAUAAUUUAAAAAUAUCUGAUUAUUCAAUAAUUAUUUAAUUAAAUAAUAAUGUUUAUUUAUUUAUUGUUAAUAGAGAUAAUUUUAUAGUAAAUUCAGUGUCGUUAUAUUGAUAAUUUUAUAAAAAAUGGAAAGGAGUGAUUAUAAUUCAAUAGUAUACGCUUGGUUUGAAAGAUCAGGAAUAAUAUCAAAUAUUCGUACGCAACUGCGGCAGAAUUUAGUGAAUGCUUUAAAGGGAAAAGAUAUGACACUGAGUAAAGUAAAUGCAGUUCCCAAAUCAGCCAAGCAAUAUGUUUAUGAUUUAUUAAUUGCUGAAUAUUUAUGGAAUCAUAAUUAUGCUUAUACAUUGUCUGUAUUUGCUAGUGAAGCGCCAUUAUUGGUAAAUUUUCGUAAUGAUGUACCUCAAUCAAAUGAAACUGCAAACAUAAAUGGCAAUCAUCAUAAACUACAGACUGAUUAUGUAUUACAUACUCUAGAAACCUUAGGAAUCAAUCCGAAAGACUCUGAUGGUCAAUUAAUUUUAUCAGAGUAUGAAAAAAAUGAUGUGCCAUUACUUUUAACAAUUUUAAAAUUCAUGUGCCAUUCAUUAUAUCUUAGAAUCAAGAAAACAGAUGAAUUGAGUAGUAAAUGUAUUCAAAAUAACGGAACGCAAACAGAUACUUUUAGUCAUGAUAUUAUUUUAGAAAAAAGUAAAAUUAUUGCAGCAAAAAAAAAAUUAUUAAGACAGAGAGAUUUAUAUAACAAUCGAUUGAAAGAUAAAGAAGCAGAAUUAAAUAAACGUGCUUCUAAAAUUGAAGAGCAAUUGAUUGUAUUAAAUGAAAAACUAAGUCAUGCACAAAUUAUGAUGCAGGGAGUGAUUGUUAAAGAGCGAAAACUCAUUAAAAAGAAAAAGGAAUUGAGCCAAUUGGAUAGAAAAAAUUUAAAUUCGAGUGAAGAAAGAUCAUCUAUUCAAAAAACUAAAAGGCCUGAAAAAGAUCAAGAUAAUUAUCAACUUUUUAAGUCUGACUUGAAAAAAAUCCAAGAAGAAUCAGCCAAAGUACAAAGAGAAAUUUUUACUAAAAAUAAAAACGAAAAUUUGAUUAUAAAAAUAAGUAAACGUGAAAUAUGUACCCAAACAGAGGUACAGGGAGAUGUUAAUUAUGAAAUAAGAAAAGAUGAUGAGAAACUUGAACUUCAAAAUCUUGUUGAGAAACAAAAAUUACGAAUAGAAGAGCUUACUUUGCGAGCAAUUCGCCUUGCUCGACAACUAGAAGAAACACAAUUGGUUAAAUCUUCAACAGUAGAAAUAAUAAAACCAAAAGUACAAAUGUCAAAAAUUAAUAGCGUUCUUAGUGAAAGUAGUUCCACUGAUGAUAUAAUUCAAGAUGCAAAACAAAGACUUAAACGUUUAGAAGAAGAAAGUUUAAAAGCUGAUCAAUCAUAUUUCAAUUGUAUCACAAACUUUCCAUUUCUACGAUAAUAAGUAUUUCUUUAUUGCAAAAAAUGAAUAUUCAUAAAAGUGUUAAUAUUGUAUUUGUAGUGAUUAUUUUUGUAUAUUUUU
Messenger RNA from Chelonus insularis, 2052 nucleotides. RefSeq lists its product as uncharacterized. NCBI's taxonomy places the organism in Eukaryota, Metazoa, Arthropoda, Insecta, Hymenoptera, Braconidae. Gene Ontology annotation, molecular function: protein binding. Bases 640 to 1971 code for a protein of 443 amino acids. The record is from RefSeq and is a predicted model, not a curated record. The transcript is spliced from 5 exons.